GUUGUCAUUUGUCAUGCGCGUGCCGUGUGUUCGUUGUUUGUUUACUUUGCUCUGAAACUGCUUCUGUGCUUCUACACGUCAGAUCCCUGAAGAUUUUGAAUUCUAAGCGAGAUUUGAGACUAGUCAGUUAAGAACGACUGCGGAUGCCAAGCUGAAUUGCAUCAUGAUUGAUGACAGUAUUGAACCAGCAACAGUGAAUAAACCAGACACAAAGCAAGUUGACGGUGUCAUAUUCUCGAAACCCAUCAACGGUCUGCACACGGACUUUUUCAUCAAUUCCUACACAGACCGCUAUUUCAUUAUCAUCACUCAGACCGGAAGCAUUGGUACUUUGCUCAGUGUUGAAAAAGAUACGACCCAAGUAGAAAAAGAAGUAGCAGAAGUUUACACAAUCAAGGUUCUCCUUGGCAAGGACGAAGAAGACGUGCACAUAGCAGCCCGUUUUCUUGCUGGACAGUUGGAUCUGCCAAAGCCAAUACUGUUCGCCUUCUGUGUCAAGGACCUCGGUAUCAACGUACUGAAAAGCAUUCUACAGACGUUGAAGGAACACUUGAAUUGAAAUGUCUCACUCCGCCACCACCAUGUUUGGACAGGCCGUUGUUGGCCCUCCAGGCAGUGGCAAAAGCUCGUAUUGCAGGGCUAUGUGCUUGUACCUUCAAUCGAUAGGCAGGAAGGUUGCUCUUGUAAAUUUAGAUCCAGCAAAUGACACUCUGCCCUAUGAAGCUGCAAUAAAUAUAACAGAACUCAUCACAUUGGAUGAUGCAAUGAAUUCUUUUAAGUUGGGACCAAAUGGGGGCCUUAUGUAUUGCAUGGAGUUCAUUGAAAAAAACAUUGACUGGUUGUUGACGGAAAUUUCAAAAUUCAAGGACCACUAUUUUCUACUGGACUUCCCUGGACAGGUUGAGCUUUACACCCACCACAACUCUGCGAAAAAUAUAAUGUCGCAGCUUGUUAAGUUCGAUUUAAGACUAUGCUCGGUCCAACUCAUUGAUUCUCACCAUUGCAGCGAUCCUGGAAAAUUCAUCUCUGCUCUCCUUUUGUCACUAACAACAAUGCUCCACACAGAGUUACCUCACAUCAAUAUUCUUUCCAAAAUUGAUCUUGCUGAGCGGUAUUCAAGCAAACUGGACUUCGGACUGGAUUUCUACACUGAAGUCUUAAAUCUAGAGUAUUUGCUUGAAAGACUUGAUGAGCAGCCUGGAACACGGAAAUUCAAAAAGUUGAAUACCGCCUUGGUCGGCCUGAUCGAGGGAUUCAAUUUGGUCUCGUUUCUGCCAGUAAGUGUGAGUGACAAGAAAACUCUAGUGAGAGCUCUUGCUGCUGCUGACAAAGCAAAUGGGUGUGUUUUUGGUGCUGGAGAACCUCGAAAUAUUCAAUCCCUCCUGGCGUGUGCAACAGGAGCUGUUCCAGAACAUGAAAGACUUGGGGAGUUAAUGGAUGAAUAUGGAAAUUGAGUUUUACUCUGACGAAUUAUUAACACAGUUAAAUGGAGAUACACAU
Messenger RNA from Cloeon dipterum, 1500 nucleotides. Its product is annotated as GPN-loop GTPase 2. Gene Ontology annotation, cellular component: cytoplasm. The record is from RefSeq and is a predicted model, not a curated record. Gene Ontology annotation, molecular function: GTPase activity. Lineage: Eukaryota; Metazoa; Arthropoda; Insecta; Ephemeroptera; Baetidae. Bases 561 to 1454 code for a protein of 297 amino acids. The transcript is spliced from 7 exons.